AUGUACAUCUCCGCCCUCGUUUCUCUGAUCGCGCUGGCGCCCUCAGCCAUACAGGUCUCAGCGCGGCCUGCCAGGAGGUCCUGCGGUUCCAACGCCGGCGCUGCGAAAGUCGCCAACGGAAAGGCCGUCUACGUGCUGAGCAACCAGGCAGACAACGCCGUGGUUGCCGUGCCAAUCGCCCAGGACGGGACACUCGACGAGGCCGGCGGCUCGUCAACGAGCACAGGUGGUGCGGGCGCAGCUGGCAUCGACGGCUCGACGAACGCGCCCUCGAACCCGGAUGCGCUGUUCAGCCAGUCUGCCCUGACUGUGGCGGGCAACAACCUGUUCGCAGUCAAUGCCGGCUCCAACACCCUCACCAUGUUCGCCAUCGACGCCCAGGACCCGGCCAGGCUCACCAUGGUGGGCCAGCCCGCCCAGCUGCCGGGCGAGUUCCCCGGCGACCCGGCCAGGAACAACACGGGCUUCCUGGCCUCGUUCCCCGUAACCGCCGCCUGCGGGGCCCAGGCGGCGUCCGUCGCCGCGCGGGGCGAGCAGUCCUCGCCCGAGGGGACGGCGGUGCUGUUCGGCUCGGCGGCCAUCCCGGGGUCGUCGGACCUCUUCGUGACGGACGCCUCGUUCGGCGCCGCCGUGCUGAGCACGCAGGCACAGGCAGCAGCAGGAGGAGGCAACGGGUCCGCGGAGGCGCAGGGGCAGGGGCAGGCUCGCCGCAGGCAGGCCUCGGGCGCCCAGGUCGUCGGGAAGGGGGUCGUGGACGGCCAGAAGGCCACGUGCUGGGCGGCCAUCAGCCCCGCCACCAACACGGCCUUUGUCACGGACGUCGGGGUCAACGGGCUCGUCGAGAUGUCCCUGGCGGACGCCGCCAUCCUGUCGCAGACGGACCUCAGCGCCAACGGGGACCCGGGCCUGAUCGACCUGCGGGCCGCGGGCGGCAUGGUCUACGCGCUGAGCCCGGGCAACGGCACGACGAAUGCUGCCGUGACUGUCGUGGAUGCGGCGUCCAAGGUGCAGAUGCAGCAUCUUGACAUGGCGGCGCUUGGGCUGGAUGGGAAUGCGAUGGGGGUGGCUGUUUUGGAGUGA
Diaporthe batatas is the source of this 1080-nucleotide messenger RNA. RefSeq lists its product as uncharacterized. The transcript has 3 exons. Bases 1 to 1080 code for a protein of 359 amino acids. Gene Ontology annotation, molecular function: protein binding. NCBI's taxonomy places the organism in Eukaryota, Fungi, Ascomycota, Sordariomycetes, Diaporthales, Diaporthaceae. The record is from RefSeq and is a predicted model, not a curated record.